UCGGAGCAUGCUCAGAUGGGGUAGGAGAUACGCUGCACGGUACGAGGGCACAGUGGGAAAAGCCUGGCAACUCUGCGGAAGCUUUUUAUAGACAUAUGGAGCAGCAAUAAGUCCAAAUGGCAUCAAUUCUGGACCAAAGCCACAAAAGCCAAGAGAAGACAAGCUAUACUGAAAUUCUGGUGUGGGUUAGCUGAACAGGAUGUCCGGAACGCUCUAUGUCUCGGGGUGAUGGUUCUUCAUAGCAGUAUCUGUCAGGAUUGCCUCGGAGAGAAGCAAUUUUUGGCUCGUCCUCCCAGGUGUCACAUCGGAUGUGUUCUUUUUCUGCCAGCUCGAUUGGCAAUGUGAUGUUUUCUUACUAUUCUCAGUGCACUUUUUGGAUACAUAUAUUCUUCACAUCAAAUUCUGAUGGCACCUACUCUGAAGGCUUUCUCAUCAAUGGAAAACACACUGUAUGGCAUACGUUUUUGAAAAAGUGGAGUUGCAACAGAGGAUGCACAUGUAGAUAUGGAGAACCGAUAAGGCCAAACAACACUGUGGUGGGCUUCAGACAUGAAGCCCAGUGUCCUGUCCCCUCCUGGCUGCUGCUGCUGCUGUCGUCCCCAUGUGAAGGAUGUUUCACAGCACAGCGCUAGGACCAUUUGAACCGAGCCAGAGCCCUGACCGGAGAGCAGAGAUCCGCAGGCACAUUAAGAUGGUCAUGGAACAGCUGGAGAAAGUUCUUGCUGAGCUCAAGGACGUGGCAAAAGAGCUCCGGGAGGUUGUGGGACAAAUCGACAAGUUAACAUCAGAUAUCGACCUUGACUCAGACGAUGACCUGACACUAGUGUGUUGCAGAGAGGACUGUAGUGACCUCUUGCACAAUGAGACAUUAUCCGACUACCACUUAUCGCACAACCGUCUGCUAGACAGGGUCCGUAGCCCAACCACAGCCAAGAAACAAGAAUUAGAGCUCUACCGCAGGAGCUGUGGAGACUUGCCUGCCCUCAAUGGACCGUUAAAGGCCUCAAACAGCCCUAAAGCCUCCUGGCUCUUUGGAUCUGGAGGACAGCUCCAUUAUUACGACAAGACGCUAUAUCACGCAUUAUGCUGUGACGAUGACUAUAAUGACGAAGAUAGAGGUGGAAUGAGAUCAUCGAGGCUGUCGUCCACCGAUUCCGUGUUUUCAUCUUCACCUCCGAGGUUUCUGACGCCCAGAUGUAACCGUAAAACGUACUCCAGCCCGGACUCGAAGAAAAGAGCUCUCCGUAGCUGCAGUACGCAAACUGUUUCCGAUAAAAGCACACAAACUCACUUCCCAUACAUUCCAGCCAAGCAAAGAGCUUCAAGUGACUACAAGAACUGAAACUUUCCGCAAGCGUCCCGAAACUUGGAUAGUUAACCCAGAAUGAAUCAUCUGUCAUUAAUUUUUCACCCUCAUGCUGCUCUGAAACCAUAUGAC
Molecule: messenger RNA, 1438 nt
Organism: Sinocyclocheilus grahami
Lineage: Eukaryota; Metazoa; Chordata; Actinopteri; Cypriniformes; Cyprinidae
Product: UPF0583 protein C15orf59 homolog
Exons: 3
Coding region: 611-1342 (243 amino acids)
Biological process (GO): inhibitory postsynaptic potential
Cellular component (GO): postsynaptic density
Source: RefSeq, a predicted model, not a curated record